Molecule: messenger RNA, 1329 nt
Organism: Selaginella moellendorffii
Lineage: Eukaryota; Viridiplantae; Streptophyta; Lycopodiopsida; Selaginellales; Selaginellaceae
Product: mitochondrial uncoupling protein 4
Exons: 1
Coding region: 298-1236 (312 amino acids)
Biological process (GO): succinate transmembrane transport; thiosulfate transport; phosphate ion transmembrane transport
Cellular component (GO): mitochondrial membrane
Molecular function (GO): succinate transmembrane transporter activity; thiosulfate transmembrane transporter activity; antiporter activity
Source: RefSeq, a predicted model, not a curated record
AUUCAUCAGUUCAGCGUCUUCCAGUGGUAGAUGAGUAAGGAGGCCUGUCGGAUGCGAUUUGGGAUCCGGUGCUCCAGCAUCUCUUUGUGGAGCCUCCAAUCCUCGUUCCUCUUCAACGCGUCGCUCAAGCAGCAGAUCGGCUUCGCGCAUCACCACCUGGCGAUCGAGCCCCCUGAAGCGGGGAUCUUCUCGGCGAUCUUGGAACCGCACUAGAUCGGCCGAUCGAUCAGCGUCGAAAUAUCACUGAUUCUUGAUUCUUGGAAGGAUCCAAGCUCCACAUCAAAAUAUCAGCAAGCGAUGGAGUGGAAGUCGUUCUUGGAGGGCGGCGUGGCGUCGAUCGUCGCGGGAUCGCUGACGCAUCCCCUGGAUCUCAUCAAGGUUCGAAUGCAGCUCCAAGUGGAGCCGAUUCCCGUGGCCCAGGUCCAUCAAUCCCUGGCAUUCGCGGGCGGUCACACGGCAUCGAUCGCGGCAGCGGCGCCAAGAACAGCGGGGCCGAUCGCGGUCGGGAUUAGGGUUGUCCAGACGGAGGGCGCGCGAGCUCUCUUUUCGGGCGUCUCGGCGGCGGUUCUUCGCCAGACUCUCUACUCCACCACGCGCCUGGGGCUGUACGAUGUGAUGAAGAAGAAGUGGCAGGAGCCGGAUGGGAGCUUGCCACUGCCCAAGAAGAUCGGGGCGGGGCUGGUUGCUGGGGCGAUCGGCGCGACGGUGGGGAAUCCAGCCGACGUCGCCAUGGUCCGGAUGCAAGCCGAUGGACGAUUGCCCCUGGCGCAGCGGAGGAACUACGCUGGCGUCGGCGACGCGCUCUUCCGGAUGGCGCGCCAGGAAGGGAUCAAGGCGCUGUGGACUGGAUCGGGGCCGACUGUGCAGAGGGCGAUGAUCGUCACGGCGGCGCAGCUCGCGACUUACGAUCAGACCAAGGAGGCGCUCCUCCGCAACCGCGUGACCAGGGAUGGGUUUGGCACCCACGUCGCGGCCAGCUUCUCGGCGGGCUUCGUGGCGUCGGUGGCUUCCAACCCGAUCGACGUGAUCAAGACGAGGAUCAUGAAUAUGAGCGUCCAGGCCGGGGAGGAGGCGCCCUACAAGGGGACGCUGGAUUGCGCGGUGAAGACGAUCAAGGCCGAGGGGCCGAUGGCGCUCUACAAGGGAUUCGUGCCCACGGUGUCGCGCCAGGGGCCAUUUGCGGUGGUGCUGUUCGUGACGCUGGAGCAAAUGCGAUCGCUCCUCAAGAACGUUUGAUCCAGCUCUUGAUUCUUGAGAUGGAUCACUCCUGAUUGUUUGGAGUUCCUUUUGAUUAUGACGAAGAAAAUAAAGAACUAGAAGUGAAUCUAA